Messenger RNA from Condylura cristata (star-nosed mole), 9068 nucleotides. RefSeq names its product solute carrier organic anion transporter family, member 5A1 (gene SLCO5A1). The transcript has 10 exons. Bases 552 to 3128 code for a protein of 858 amino acids. Gene Ontology annotation, biological process: transmembrane transport; sodium-independent organic anion transport. The record is from RefSeq and is a predicted model, not a curated record. Gene Ontology annotation, molecular function: protein binding. NCBI's taxonomy places the organism in Eukaryota, Metazoa, Chordata, Mammalia, Eulipotyphla, Talpidae. Gene Ontology annotation, cellular component: membrane.
CACCCAGCCACCCCUGUAUUUCCACAGCUCCCUCCUCCCGCCGCUCCACUCUCAGCCAGACUGACCGACAGACUCACGAGUUGGCAGAUUUGCGCUCCAGGGUGUCGCAAGCCGAGGCGGCGAGGACAGGGCGCGUCUUGCUCAGCCAGCUCGGCGGGAUGCGGCGCGGACAGCAGCGCUAACCUUGCCCUUGCUGAGCACCGGGAGUACUCGCUUCGGGCAGCUGUCGGUGCGGUGGUAGAGGGGAUGCGCCUGGGACGCGCAAGGCUUCUACCGCGAGCUAUCGCCCGGAGGUGGACGUCAAGCAGGGCUCAUCGUGGGACCGUGUGGACCGCUGCCCCCCGGGGCGAGCGGCUGCGGACCCUCGGGGCCGAGUCUUCAAUCAGGAUGCCCUGGGAGCCUCCCUGCUAGUGAGGAUGCUCUACUGCGCGGCUCUGCACCCCAAAUCUGGGUUCCUGGUGGGCAAGACUGCAUGGGCCAGUUUUGGCCCCUCGAAUUUGGUCAGUGGGUGAAAAAGUGAGUUGAGCGAUCGAAUUCAAGUUCUGAGAGCCAUGGACCAAGGAAGUGGGCUGCAACCCCAGGCGGGAGAGCAGCUGGAAGCAGCCUCCAGGAUAGGAGCUGUCCAAAAUAAAUGUGAGCCAGAGACCUUUAGGUCCAAGAGUUUACCCGUCCUAAAUAGCGCCUCCUGCCGGCCAGACCCCAGUCCCACAAGUGUAGACACCCAACUAAGCUAUACAAAGUCUUUGGGCCACCAGGAGUCGAAGCAAGGCCUGAACCGUUUGACUCCCAGUGCUUCUGCCCUGUCCACUUCAGCAGAGAUGGCAGGGCUAGCUGACUGUAACCACAGGGUGGACGUCAGUAAAACCGUGUCGGUAUCCUCCGCUUUGGCCACGCUCCAAGGCAGAAGGUGCCUCUAUGUGGUUCUCACGGAUUCCCGUUGCUUCCUGGUCUGCAUGUGCUUUCUUACUUUCAUCCAGGCGUUAAUGGUCUCUGGAUAUCUGAGCAGUGUCAUCACCACCAUCGAAAGGCGCUACAGUCUGAAGAGCUCUGAGUCGGGGCUGCUGGUCAGCUGUUUUGACAUCGGGAGCCUGGUGGUGGUGGUGUUCGUCAGCUACUUCGGGGGCCGGGGUCGGCGGCCCCUGUGGCUGGCGGUGGGUGGACUUUUCAUCGCCAUUGGGGCUGCCCUCUUUGCUUUACCUCACUUCAUCUCACCGCCCUACCAGAUUCAAGAGUUGAACGCUUCGGCCUCCAAUGAUGGCCUGUGUCAGACUGGCAACUCCAGGGCGACUUUGGAGCCUCCUGCCUGCCUGAAGGACUCUGGAGGAAACAAUCACUGGGUCUAUGUGGCUUUAUUCAUUUGUGCACAGAUUCUCAUUGGAAUGGGCUCCACACCUAUUUAUACCCUGGGACCAACCUAUUUAGAUGACAAUGUCAAGAAAGAAAACGCAUCCUUGUAUCUAGCCAUCAUGUAUGUCAUGGGAGCACUUGGUCCUGCAGUGGGAUAUUUAUUAGGUGGUCUUCUUAUUGGUUUUUAUGUUGACCCCAGAAAUCCUGUUCACCUUGAUCAGAGUGACCCUCGUUUCAUUGGAAACUGGUGGAGUGGAUUCCUCCUUUGUGCCAUUGCAAUGUUUCUUGUGAUAUUCCCAAUGUUUACUUUUCCAAAAAAGCUUCCACCUCGACACAAGAAAAAGAAAAAGAAAAAAUUUUCUGUUGAAGUUGUUAGUGAUGAUGAUGAUGAUGACGUGAUGAAGGAGAAAUCAAACAAUAACGAACAAGUGGACAAAAAAGUUUCUUCUAUGGGAUUUGGAAAGGACAUCAGAGACCUACCAAGAGCAGCUGUCAGGAUCUUAAGCAACAUGACAUUCCUUUUUGUGAGUUUGUCAUACACAGCUGAGAGUGCCAUUGUAACUGCUUUCAUUACCUUCAUUCCCAAGUUCAUCGAGUCACAGUUUGGUAUUCCAGCUUCCAAUGCCAGCAUCUACACUGGUGUUAUUAUUGUCCCCAGUGCUGGUGUUGGUAUUGUCUUGGGAGGCUACAUUAUUAAAAAAUUGAAACUCGGUGCAAGAGAAUCUGCAAAACUCGCAAUGAUCUGCAGUGGUGUGUCCUUACUGUGUUUCUCAACUUUAUUUAUUGUUGGAUGUGAAAGUAUUAAUCUAGGGGGCAUAAAUAUCCCUUAUACAACAGGACCUUCUCUCACCAUGCCUCAUAGGAAUCUGACAGGAAGCUGCAAUGUUAACUGUGGCUGUAAAAUACAUGAGUAUAAGCCAGUAUGUGGAUCAGAUGGAAUUACAUACUUCAACCCUUGUCUGGCUGGCUGUGUUAACAGUGGUAAUCUUAGCACAGGAAUAAGGAACUACACAGAAUGCACCUGUGUCCAGAGCCGGCAAGUGAUCACUCCACCCACAGUCGGACAACGCAGUCAGCUCCGCCUGGUUAUUGUCAAAACGUAUCUCAACGAGAAUGGCUAUGCCGUGUCUGGGAAGUGUAAACGGACCUGUAAUACCCUCAUCCCGUUCUUAAUUUUCCUUUUCAUAGUCACCUUCAUCACAGCAUGUGCCCAACCAUCAGCCAUCAUAGUAACACUCAGGUCUGUAGAAGAAGAGGAGAGACCUUUUGCGCUGGGAAUGCAGUUCGUUUUAUUGCGAACACUUGCAUACAUUCCUACUCCCAUUUACUUUGGCGCAGUGAUUGACACCACCUGCAUGCUCUGGCAACAGGAGUGUGGAGUACAGGGCUCUUGCUGGGAGUACAAUGUCACAUCAUUUCGUUUUGUCUAUUUCGGUUUGGCGGCUGGCCUCAAGUUUGUUGGCUUUAUUUUUAUUUUUCUGGCCUGGUACUCCAUUAAAUACAAGGAGGAUGAGCUGCAGAGGCAGAGGCGGCGAGAAUUGCCUCUCAGCACCGUGAGCGAGAUGGUGGGGCACACGGACAAUGCCAGUAAAUAUGCCCGAACUAGAUCUUGCCCUGUGUUCCACACCCAGGGAGAAUUUCAUGAAGACACUGCUCUGCAAAAAGGGAUCCAGUACACAGCACAGACCUAUCCGGGGCCCUUCCCAGAAGCAAUAAAUUCCUCUCCAGACCCAAGACUGGAAGACAGCCCUGCUACCAUGGAACCACCUCCUGAAGCUUGAAAUCGGAAGACUUUAGUUUUGUUGGUUGAGUUGAGUAUGGCGACUUGAGAAACACCCGUGCCUUGUUUUCUUUCUUGCUUUUUUUAACCUCUAAAGACACAAUCCUCAAACCAACAAAACUCAGUAUGCACAGCCACUACUGAUUGAGGGCUGGAUACCUCACCAAGACUGAUAGCCUUCCCCCAAACCUUCUCUCCAAGAAGGAGAGUUUAGAAAGAGUUGUUACUGUUUCUGCUAUGAUAAUUUAAUGCUCAUGCACCCAUAGGGUACAAGGCUGAUGUCCAUGAUUAACAAAAUCAUGGGAAGUGUAAUGGCAGUCCAUGUCAUUGGGAUACACUCCAAAACAACGUGAGCUUGACCAUGACUUUUCAUUGACAAAUGGAAAGCUUUAGAUACCUACUGUGAGUUCUGCUACAAAGCACAAUUGAAUUUGCCUCAACUAUGCAAUCUGAUUGAGAAAAACUAAGUGUGGCAUGCUACUUUUGCUUUCAGAGACUAAAACAGACAUGUUUUUGAAAAGAGGAAGCUAAACUUUCCCUAAAGUACUGUUAAUUGCAUUUUAAGCCAUAGCAGAGUUAUAAAUCAGGUAGAGUUUUUCAAAUGCUUCAAAGGAAUCAUAUGAAUAGCACGAUAAAAGAAUAGCUAUUUCAUUUCAUAAGACAUAUUCUUUUAGUCUGUCUGCCCAUCAUAAGGUAGAGAAGCUGCUGAAUCAUAAAUCUGAUAAUUUGAAUAUGAAAUCAAUGUUUCAUUAACUGGCUAAACAAUAGGGCUAGAAAUUGUAAUUUGAGGUGUAUACUGAAGAAAGAAACUGAUGACUUUUUAUCCAAGAAAAUUGUGGCAGAAAUUUGUUUAGUUCUUGAAAGACCACAUAAGGGCAGUUAAUCAUUUAUAACUCAAAAUGGUUGGAAAAAGAAAUUCCAGAGAAGUAAGUUUGAGUCAUUUCAGUUCUGUGCCUGGAAGCAGUAAAAAACUAUAUUUUCUUUUUUAUCUACAUAAAAGUGCCAUGGUUGUGUAUCUGAAAUUGAAUAAUUGAAUCAGGAAAGCUUCCCCUAGCACAUAAAAAUUACUCUUAAGUAGAGGAGGAGGGAGACCUGUGAGCCGGGCCUACAGUAUGAUCCUAAUUAAUUAUAGGAAGUUAUUUAAAGUAAACUGGUCUCUCACACUGAAUGUUACUUUAUCAAAGUUGAAGUCAUUGCAAACCUCUCCUUAAUUGUAUCCCACUGUCAACCUUCCUGAAAUAAUUCUGAGAGAGGGAUUUUCUGUUCCUGAAUGCACUUUGGAUCAAAACUCAUCAUUCUUUCCCCAUACAUCCCUGCACAACAUGGUGACUUAGGCACCAGCCAGAAAGUUCUCAAGAUAGAUGCCUCUUGACAGCACUAUGGACUGAUAGAUAGUAUCUGGCUACUUAGGAAAAAUCAUGACAAUUCAGAUUUGGAAGGUACUACAAGGACAAAAUGCCAGCAGUUUCUGCCAAGGUACCCAUGCUUAUUUAAGACUGAUUUGGGGGAAUGGCUUACACUCUCCCGUAGAAGGGGUGUGAUGGCCAGAACUCCCUGAUGGUUCAGGCUUUUUGCCCUCCAUUUUGACUGCACUGGCAGAGUUGUGUGAAUAUUCCUGGUACAGAGUUGUUUUCUUGUCUAGGAAUGGUGUUGGUUAAAGGUCCUCUUGGUUUCAUGCAAUUUGGGAGUGGGUUCUCACUAUUAGACUGAAUGAUGUCUACAGAGGGGGCCAGGACUUCACUUUGAACAGUUUUGUUUGACUAAAUCAUAAGAAGUGCUGUUUCCUGUAAUCCAACUUUGGUCAACGUGGUGCAUGUUGAGUGUCCUCAGAGAAUAUUGCUGAUGAACCUAUUGUCUACUCUGGGGCCUGAGAUUUCACUCUAUGAGAAGUUUUGAUCCUUUACCAGAGAAAGCUUCAAUAUAUUUUGGCACUAAACAGAUGUAGGUUGGGGAGAGAGAGUAUUUUCUUGAUUUCCCCUUUGUUAAGAAACAGCAUCCAGAUAAUUUGGUGUGAUUGGCACUUAUUUGUAACUCAAAUUGUGUGUUCUAACACUGUUAGAAUUUCUCUCCUUUUGGUAGUAUAUUUUGAAAAGGAUCCAUUAUCAGACCUUCAGAGUAGUAAAAUGAUGGAUUCACUAAGUAAUUAAAGAGGCCUCCUUUCUCUUAAAUAAUCAUUCAGUUCAGCAAUUAUUGAAUGAGCACUAAUUAUCUAUCAAGCACCAUUUUACUCAGUUACCACCUGCCACUCCAUGAAAUUCUUUGGCAUGAAUAGGUCAGAACUCCAAAAAUUGGCCCUGCACCACAAUGUUAAUAUUGUACUUCUUUGAGCAUCUGAUACUUAUAAAUAGCUGGUGUAUCAAUAAUGUGUUGUUGAUGAAUGUAGAAUAAGUAGUAAAAGUUAUGGAGAUGAUGUUUUGGUAUAAGUAACAAUUAAGAGUUGUUCCCCCAAAUUUGGGUGAUAAGUAGCAUCAUUGGAAUAUCACAUAAUUAACUAACAUAACUAUUUUGUAGACAACACCAUUUAAUUGUGUAUAUGAGGUGCUUAUAUGUUUGUUAAUAAAUUGGUUGUGAUACUUGAUAGUCACAGCUCCUAUUAUAAGUUUUAAUUGCCAUGCUCCAUGAGUUCUGGCUUUUAAAUACUUGCUUUGGGGAAAGAUCAUCUUGUUCCUUUAUAAACUCUGUAGAUUAAUGUAUUGUUUGACUUAAUAUGCAAAUACCAUAUGCUGACUUGAGCCUAUUAAUUUAAAAACUCUCAAGAGCUGGUGUGGGUGAUUGUAGCACAUUCUUUCAAUUAUCUUCAUUAGCAUGAAGUCCUUAUCCUCUGUAGGUGGAUUUAGUCUUGAAGACGGUCAAGUCAUUUAGAACUAAGGCAGGGGUAAGGAGGAGCAGAGAGGAAACAAACGAGCAUUUGUUGAGAGUUGACUAUUUACAGAACAUUCUGUCAAGCACUUACUAUUCAUCACUGACUUUAAUGCACUUAAUAACUUAGAAAGAUAACUAUUUUUAUUCUUUUUAAAGAAAUUUACCAACCAAGGGUCAGAGAGGUCAAAUAAUUUGUUUAGUAUUUUACAGAGCUGCCAAUAGGCUUCAGAGAAGGUUUCUCUGUCAUGUUGAAGGCUUCAGAGGUUUCUCUGUCACGUUGCUCAUUUCUUACAGCACCUGUGCAUGCAAUUGUUUUGGUAAACAAAGGCAAGACAUGGCUAUAAAAUAGUGAACUGAAAACAUUUCAUUCUUUUUGAUGUGUUACUGUUGCUGCAGAAUAGAGAAGGCUACUUCUUUGUAUUAAGUAGAAAAAGAUUUGUAGGAAGCAUAAAAAUAUAAUGCCCUGGUCCAAGCUAAAGUUACAUUUAUUUAACUGUUAUAUUCAAAAAUCAUCAUAAUAUACCUCAACUAUUUAUUUAUAGUCAUGUGUCAUAUGGCACAAGUCCAAAUUCUGAUGUUAACAUCAAGUCUUAGUUUCUUAAAUGGAACCAGAGGAAAGGCAGUUCAGGAUUGUUGAGUCAGAGCUUUGGAAAUUUCAGGUGCAGGUGUUUUCCCCUCUAUUUUAGAAUGUCUCUUCUUCUUCUUCUUCUUUUUUUUUUUUGGUGUAUAUUCAUUUUGUUCCCUAGAACACAUUUUACUGGAACAUACAAAUAAUGUUUCAUGUUAAAUGAGCAUCUGUGACCUUACAUUACAUACCAAACUGGCCCAGCUGUUACCUUUAGUAGCUUUGGAAACACUGUAGCAUGGGUGUGGCAAUGCACCCUCAGAAGAAGGAAUCACCUAGAGGAGGGCUUGGUGGCGGUAAUGGCAAUCCUUUACAUUCAUCAACCAUCUGGAAUGUUCUUCCUCAGUCCACCAUGUCAGCUUGCAAAUUCUUGGGUGGACUUGGAAGCAGAAUGUUGCUUUUUGGAGCCUAUUCUAUGUUACCUGUACAUGCUCCAAAGAGAAGAGUCACAGUGUGCAGGCAUUUAUAGAAUCCUCCAGUAUGACCAGUAGGAGAGCCCAAGCUUGGUAGCCGAAUAUUUUAUGAUUUUGUGUGAGCGUAAAAUGUCCUAGAUGGCACAAAUGUAUGAUUAUAACCAUUGAUUUCUAGGGGCAUACUGGAAUUCCAAGGAGUAGAUAGAUAAUCAAAAUACGGUAUAACUACAGAAUUGUCUGGAUUUUAGGUUUGCUAAUCCUCCGUCAUGCAGACCUGUAGGCAGGCUUAUAUGUUUUGCAUUUUCUCUUUCCUAGUACAGAAGGAAGUAUUUGUGUCCUGGUGCACUUAAUCUUUCUGUCUCCUCUUUUUUCCUCGUCUUCCAGGCUGUUGCUGAUUCUAUAUGCCCCAGACAUUAGAAUCAGGUCUGUGUAUGUAUGAAGAGGUUAUUUUAAUUAUCUUUUUUACUCAACCCUAGGAAGGGUCAAUUAUGCUGGAAACCCUCCCUAGGUGUUUGCUUUUGCAACAAUAAUAAAAAAAAAUGCCUCGGUGCUAAAAGUAUUUGAUGAUGCACGCUUACCACAAAAAUGUGCCACUGAAUUUGCAGUAUUUUACUGAUAAGGGGCUGCAUGUGCUCUGCUUUUGGAAAUCUGGAGAACUUCCCAGAAAUGAAGCACUCAUUACUCUCAUUACUACAGUUAAUCUUGAACUUUACACUGCAAAUAUGAAAAUAUACUUUUUCUAUAGAAAAUGCAUCACCUUUGAUAUUUAUUUUAGUAAGAAUAAUCAAUGCUAAAAAUAAUUUCAGAGAGGAGAGAAUAAAUAUUUCAGAUAAUCUUUUCUUAUUUCUUCUCCAAAAACCUUACACCCAUGUAAGGGGUUUUAAUAUUAGGUUUUUGAAGGUGUUGUCUUUUCCUGGUUUCCUACUACAUGUAUCAUUGAAGAAGAUAUUAUUGACACUGCAGUAUUUGCAGAGACAUAUUAAACCAAAGGGGUGAAUAAAAAUGUUUAAAGUUUGUAUCUAGAAUUGGACAAUAAGACUAAUUGGUAAGAGUUUAUAGUGGGCAUUUUUCUUAAAGUACAUACCUCUACCCCAAAACCCAGAUGUUAAUUUGGAAGCAUCACACAGGCAGGUCCAUGUCUGACUCUUUAGUUAAAGGAAACGUAAUACUGUGUUAAAUCAAUUGGCAUUAGGAGCCAAGUGGAGUGUGUGUCCAGUGUGUAUGUUUAUUUGUAGAGGUGUGCUUGUGUGAAAGACUGUACUGAGUUGUUCUAUAAAGGAGCUUGAUUUUGUGAUUUUUAAUAUGAAUAUUUAUUUGGAGACCUGUUAGGAUAAUUUAAAAGUUGUAUAAUUUCAUUGUGCUUAAUGAAAUCUAUUGUCAAUGUACUAAUAAACCUUGGUUUACAACAUCUUGAAUACUUGAUCCUUGAAAAUUAAGAGGAAGACUUAAAAAAAAAAGAAUAAAGUAUGUUGGAGUGAAAUGAAUUUGCUUUUAGGACUUUUGUGGUUUGAAGAGAUGAAGCAAUGUGGACAGUGUGAUCUCAUAAUGAAGACAUAAGGGUGUAAUUAGAUUAAAUGACUCACUUUUUACUCUGAAAAAAAAAAGGGCAGUGAUGAACUCUGUAAAUAAUUGGCAAUUCUGCCUUGAGAGCAAAUGUCCUGUUUGUAAACUAUGAGGACUAUAGUCUUAAGCACAUUUUUCAUUGAUUCACCAUAGAUAAUACUUUUAUUUUUUUAAAUUCAAUUAAUUUAUGUUUAACUGAGGUAAUAUUGGGUAUCCCCAUCAGGUAUUACCAUCAUAAUGUGCACCCAUCACCCACUCAAGCAUAUUCCACCUCCACAGGCCAUUAUGCUUCCUUCCCUCUUUGAUUUUUCUCCUUUCCUCCCCUUGGUAUUCAAAUCCUGUAGUCAGCGAUCAAGGGUUCACUAAGUGGUCCAUCACUUAGCUGUUUCAAUUCAAACAGACCAUGGGACUGCAGAACUAUGUAUCUUUUUUUUAUGCAUGCAAGAGCUGGGGUACAGGCCAGAGGUGUGGGGUGUGU